AUGGCUUACAAGAGUGUUGCUCUCGUCGGUGCCAGUGGCAACUUAGGAAAGAUUACUGUCCCUGCCUUUGUCGAUUCCGACCUUGAAGUCACCGCCAUCGUCCGAUCCACCUCUACAGCCACCUUCCCCGAAAGCAUCAAAGUGGUCAAGACCGAGUACAACCUCACCGACCUGACCGAGGCUCUGAAGGGCAAAGAUGCAGUCAUCAGCAUGAUUCCCAUCGUCUCUCUCGAUCAGCAGGCUGUGGUCAUCGAUGCCGCCAUCGCUGCUGGCGUUAAGCGGUUUAUUCCUAGCGAGUAUGGAUCAGAUACCACCAGCGAGAAGGUCUUGGCCGCCGUGCCCUUCUUCAAGGCCAAGAAGGAUUAUUUGGACCUCCUCAAGACCAAGGAGGAUGUCAUCAGCUGGACUGCCCUCUUCACUGGACCCUUCUUUGACUGGGGCCUCCCAUUGGGCUUCUGGGGCUUCGAUCUGGCUAACCGAAAGGCUCUCUUGGUCGACGAAGGCAAGGCUACAUUCACCACCAGUAACGGACUCCAGAUCGGUCGUGCCCUUGUCGGCAUUCUCAAGCACCCUAAGGAGACUUCCAACACCAUCGUUGCCGUCGAGUCAUUUACUACCACCCAGCUUGAGGCCCUCGAAAUCCUAGAGAAGGUCACCGGCACCAAGUUCGAGCGCACGUACCAGACCUCCGAGGAGCUCCGAGGGGAGGCCUUCAAGCUGUUGAGCGAGGGCGACCUUAAUGGUGGAGGCGCCAAGCUAAUCAGUGCCCUUGUUUUCGGCAAGGAGAACUUGGAGGACCACAAGCAUCUGGACCUUGACAAGUGGAACAAGCUACUCGGCCUUUCUACUGAAUCGGUUGAGGAGACUAUUAAGCGUGUCGUCAAGGGUUAG
Fusarium vanettenii 77-13-4 is the source of this 891-nucleotide messenger RNA. RefSeq lists its product as uncharacterized. The record is from RefSeq and is a predicted model, not a curated record. NCBI's taxonomy places the organism in Eukaryota, Fungi, Ascomycota, Sordariomycetes, Hypocreales, Nectriaceae. The transcript has 4 exons. Gene Ontology annotation, molecular function: oxidoreductase activity. The coding region runs from base 1 to 891 and encodes 296 amino acids.